Punica granatum (pomegranate) is the source of this 1062-nucleotide messenger RNA. The record is from RefSeq and is a predicted model, not a curated record. Lineage: Eukaryota; Viridiplantae; Streptophyta; Magnoliopsida; Myrtales; Lythraceae.
CUUUUCCUCACUGAUCUCCUUCUUCCCCCUUCCUCUCUGCAAAGCAAAUCUCACUUCAGCUCAGACUCUCUCUCUCUCUCUCUCUCUCUCUAUACAUCAAAUCUCGAGCUUGCGGUCGGAAUGGCUGGUUACAGAGCGGAGGACGACUACGACUACCUCUUCAAGGUGGUCCUCAUCGGCGACUCCGGCGUCGGCAAGUCCAACCUCCUCUCCCGCUUCACCAAGAACGAGUUCAACCUCGAGUCCAAGUCCACCAUUGGCGUCGAGUUCGCCACCCGCACCCUCACCGUCGACGGCAAGGUCAUUAAGGCUCAGAUUUGGGAUACCGCCGGUCAAGAGAGAUACCGAGCAAUCACUAGCGCAUAUUACCGUGGGGCCGUGGGUGCGCUCCUUGUCUAUGAUGUGACUCGCCACGCAACCUUUGAGAAUGUGGACAGGUGGCUCAACGAAUUGAGGAAUCACACCGAUCCAAACAUUGUGGUAUUGCUUGUUGGGAACAAGUCCGACCUGCGCCACCUCACUGCAGUCCCCACAGAGGAUGGGACCUCCUAUGCAGAGCGGGAGUCCCUCUACUUCAUGGAGACCUCCGCCCUUGAAGCAACUAAUGUGGAGAAAGCAUUUGCUGAAGUUCUCACUCAGAUUUACCGAGUUGUGAGCAAGAAAUCAGUUGAGAGUGAUGACGGGUCUGCCCCUAGUGUCCCAUCCAAGGGUGAGAAAAUUAACAUCAAGGAUGAUGUGUCAGCUAUGAAGAAGGUCGGUUGCUGCUCGAGCUGAAGAUUUGUUUUGUUGCAAGAAUUAAAUUCAAGCUGCUUCUGUAUCAUCAACCAUCAUUCCUUUUAAUGAAAGCCUAUAGGGCCCUAAGAAGAAUUACUCUCGAGAACAGAACUAUAGGAAAAGCGAAUUUGACAACUAAACAUAUUAUUUCGGGGAUGAUGAUGUUGUUUUUGUGUAGUUAAGGAGCAGAGAGAGCAUUGUCUUCUCUGCUCAUGAAUAGUUUUUGACUUGCAAUAUUAAUCCGCUCGCUUUCUGUUAUGGAGCUCUAGUUCUUUUUGUCUGUGUAUC